Pyricularia grisea is the source of this 663-nucleotide messenger RNA. RefSeq lists its product as uncharacterized. The record is from RefSeq and is a predicted model, not a curated record. Lineage: Eukaryota; Fungi; Ascomycota; Sordariomycetes; Magnaporthales; Pyriculariaceae. The transcript has a single exon. The coding region runs from base 1 to 663 and encodes 220 amino acids.
AUGCGGCCCUGCAACCUUUUCGCUACUCUUACCCUUGCCCUUUCGGUUUACGCCCACACCGGUAAUCUACAAAACCACCAGGCUUUGGCCACUCCAGCGACUGUCGGUGGCAACGGCAAUACAUUUAACACAAACAAUCUUGCGAAACACGGAACUGGCCAGCGCCCUCCCAACAAAAAACCCGGUUUUGCCGGCCAAGGCCCUAAAAACCGUGCGGCUCGCCGUGUCUGUCACCGACGGGGCGGUAAAUCCGUCACGCGCGGGACUGGCCAGCGCAAGACCCCUGGUGCAGCUCCUGCUGGCGGCCAAGGCCCUUUAAACCGUGCAGCUCUUGCCGGCGGCCAAGGCCCUAAAAUCCGUGCCGCUCACCGUGCCUGCCACAAACGGGGUGGUAAGCUUGUUCCGCACGGGGCUGGCCGCCCACGGGCCGGCAAACUAGUUGCGCGUGCCGAUUCCGAUGAUGACGCUAUGUCUUGUGUAACUGAUUUGAGUUCUACCGGUUAUUAUUCGGAAUUUUCUGAUUUUGAAGAUGGGGUAUGGAAUGAUCCUGGGACUGAUGUCGAAUCUUGUAUAGAUGAUGACUACUACCAGGAUUCUGAUUAUGACCAGGAUUAUGAUUAUGACCAGGAUUAUGAUUAUGACCAUGGUUAUGAUAGCUAUUAG